This is a messenger RNA of Xyrauchen texanus (razorback sucker), 7662 nucleotides long. RefSeq names its product integrin beta-4-like. The transcript has 42 exons. Gene Ontology annotation, molecular function: integrin binding. The coding region runs from base 568 to 6351 and encodes 1927 amino acids. Gene Ontology annotation, biological process: cell adhesion mediated by integrin; cell-matrix adhesion; cell migration. Gene Ontology annotation, cellular component: focal adhesion; integrin complex; cell surface. The record is from RefSeq and is a predicted model, not a curated record. Lineage: Eukaryota; Metazoa; Chordata; Actinopteri; Cypriniformes; Catostomidae.
UCUCUCUCUCUCUCUCUCUCUCUCUCUCUCUCUCUCUCUCUCUCUUUUCUCCCCUCUCGGGGAGGAGCUCUAAUCUGUCAUUCUCAAUCCACACAGGUGAGGGUGCUGCUAAAGGAAUGUGCAGAACGAAUUGAGCAAAGGACAGAAGGAAAGGUGGAGCGAACUUGUUACCUCACAAAGCGAGAGAGAGAAAGGAAGGGUGUUGUCUGUAACCCACCUGAAGGACUUGAGCAAGAGAGGAGGGAUUUAAUCUCAGUGACCAGGGACACAUUCACUCUUAAACACCGCUGUCUCUCACCUCUUGUGUUGAUAGACAUCUUCAAGGGGUAUCAGAGGUGAAUAUCCAGACAAUAUUUCACAGCACGUUGUUGGCCAGGAGGGGGACUAAGAUCUGCAAGCACAAGAAGUUUGGAUUUGUGAAGAAGCAGGUGGAAAACAGGUUAUUUUUGCUUCUCGGUUAAACAUUGGAGGAUAGGGGGAGAAGGAAGGAUUUUCUUUGAAAGAACUUUUCUAUUUCUGGUUGGAUUUUGAGACUUGGAUUGGGAAACAACAGACUAAGAGACUGAAAUGGGAGGAUGGGAGACACGUCUAGCAGUGGGAAUAUACGUUCUCAUGCUCUCUUUGACGGCCAGCCAUGCUAAUGAGGUGAACCACUGUACUGCUGCCAGGACCAGUACUUGCUCACAAUGUAUCCAGAUUGGCACAGGAUGUGCCUACUGCCCUGAUGAGAUCUUUGAGUAUGAGCGCUGUGACCUGAAGGAAAACCUGGAGGCCCAUAAAUGUCAUCAGAUGGUAACAGUUGAGAGCACCAUGGAAAUUAGAGAGAAUGUGCAGAUUGAUGAGACGCAGAAACGCUCUCAGGUGGCCCCUCAGCUUAUGUACAUGUCGCUUCUUCCUGGGGAGGAAAAGGAGGUUGAGAUGGAGGUGUUUGAACCCACACGUGGCCCUCUGGACCUUUACAUCCUCAUGGACUUUUCCAACUCCAUGUCUGACGAUCUGGACAACCUGAAGAGGAUGGGAGCCCAGCUGGCUAAACUUGUUGGUGUAAUCUCUGAUGACUACACCAUUGGAUUUGGCAAGUUUGUAGACAAAGUCACUGAGCCUCAAACAGACAUGAGGCCAUCCAAAUUAGCUAAGCCGUGGGCCAACAGUGACCCUCCAUUUUCAUUCCGCAAUGUUAUCACUCUCACACACAACAUCACCUACUUCGAACAGAGGCUUCAGAAUGAGCGUAUAUCUGGCAACCUGGAUGCCCCAGAGGGGGGAUUUGAUGCGAUUCUACAGGCUGCUGUCUGCCAGACUCAGAUUGGUUGGAGGCCACACAGCACCCACCUGCUGGUCUUCUCCACCGAAUCGGCUUUCCAUUAUGAGGCAGACGGUGCCAAUGUGCUUGCGGGCAUCUUGGAUCGUAAUGAUGAGAAAUGCCACUUAACUCCAGAUGGAAAUUACACACAUGACGUUCGACAGGACUACCCGUCUAUACCUACGCUAGUGCGACUUCUGGUGCAUCAUAACAUCAUCCCGAUCUUCGCCAUUACUAACCACUCCUAUUCAUACUAUGAGAAACUGCAUGAAUACUUCCCCAUUGCUGAGCUGGGACGGUUACAAGAAGAUUCCUCCAACAUCCUGAACAUUUUAGAAAAAGCUUUUGAGAAUAUUCGUUCGAAGAUCAGUAUUCGUGUAGAGGACAAACCUAAAGCGGUUGAAGCUCAAAUUCUCUCUCAAUCCGGUGGUUCCUCUGAAUAUGGAAAUUUCAGAAUCACACCAGGACAAAUUGGUAAGUUUACGGUGCGUCUGAAGGCCCUUACUCAGGUGGGAGAGGACCAUGUGUGUAAGAGUGGGAAUGCUGACCGAGCAGGAAUGCUGAGAGUCAAACCCACCACCUUUAGCUCCGCCCUGAGAAUCAAUGCUGAAGUACUGUGUCAGAAAUGUGAUUGUGAAAAGACCCCAGCAAAAAACGCAGUGCGCUGUAAUGGCCAUGGAGAUUUUGUCUGUGGGAAAUGCCAGUGUUACGAUGGAUGGCUAGGUCCUUUCUGUAACUGUUCGGCGGGGGCCUCCACAGACUUGGCCAUGUGUAUUGGCCCUGACAUGAAACUGCCAUGCAAUGGACAAGGGGACUGUAUGUGUGGUACCUGUGUGUGCUAUAACCCAAACCAGUUUGAGGGGCCCUUCUGCCAGUUUGACAAAUCUCAGUGCCAGAGAUUUGGUGGAUUCCUCUGUAAUGAUCGUGGCAGUUGCAGUAUGGGUAGAUGUGUGUGUACACCUGGUUGGACUGGAGAUGCCUGUGAGUGUCCCACAAGCAACCAAACAUGCCUGGACAGCAGAGGGGGCAUCUGCAACGGCCGUGGUGUGUGUAAAUGUGGCCGCUGUGAGUGUCAGCACACUGGACUGCCACUGAGUCCCACUUGUGAAGCUAAUUUCCAGGCUCAAUUGGGCAUGUGCGAGGACAAGAGGACCUGCGUUCAGUGCCAGGCCUGGAACACCGGUGAGAGAAAAGGAAGGAAGUGUGAUGAGUGUCACUUUAAAGCCAUCUUGGUGGACGAACUGGAAGACGAUGACAGCGUGAUCGAGAAGUGUAGCUUCCGUGAUGAAGAUGAUGACUGCACAUACGAAUAUAUGGUGAAUUAUUCCUUAAAUGAAACUGCUAAAGAACAUCGUGUCCUAGUAAAGAAAAAGAAAGACUGUCCACCUGCAGGAUUCCUGUGGUUGAUUCCUCUCAUUAUCUUUCUGAUGCUGCUGCUCGGUUUGCUUUUACUCUGCUGCUGGAAAUACUGUGGCUGCUGCCAGAAUGCCUGUCUUGCUCUUCUUCCAUGUUGUGGCAGAGGUCGCACAGUGGGAUUCAAAGAAGACCACUACAUGCUACGUCAGACUUUGUUGACCUCUGAUCAUCUGGACACCCCAAUGGUGCGCACCGGCCCAUCUAAGAGCACCGACAUUGUACGCUGGAAAGUGACAGACAAUGUUCAUCGAGGACCAAACCACCCGCAGAACCAAAUCCAACCCAACCCAAAAGAGAACAUCCAGUUUCCUGUCUCUCUUCGUUUGAACCGGCAAUAUUUUGACACUCUUUCCCGCCCUGAGGCUCAGGACACAGAUGUGCUGAGACGGGAGGUGGAAGAUAACCUCAAUACUGUGUUCAUGCAGAUCCCAGGUGCACAGAGAUUGCAGAAGACUCGGUUCAGGACACAAAAGAAUUCCGGAAAGAGACAGAACAACACAAUUGUCGACACGUUUUUAUCUGCACCUCGUGCCAGUUACCAAGAUAUUGUGAAACUGACAGAUAAACAGGUUCAGGCUGGAAAUUUCCAUGACCUCAAAGUGGUUCCAGGCUACUACAUCGUGGCUACUGACAGAGAGGCAGCAGGUGCUGUGGAGUUUCAGGAGGGCGUGGAGUCUGUGGAUGUCCGGGUUCCACUCUUCAUCAAAGAUGAGGAUGAUGAAAAGAAGGAGCUUCUUGUGCAAGCCAUCGAUGUUCCAGUUGGAAUUGCGAAGAUCAACAAAGAUCAUGUCAAUAUCACCGUGAUUAAAGAGCACGCCAGGAGCAUCUUUACUUUCCUGCAGCCGUCAUACACCUUCAGUCGUCAGGAUGGUGUGGCGAACAUCCCCAUCAGUCGUGAGAUCAUUGAGGAUGGACGCACACAGGUCACAUUCUGCACCCGUGACCUCACUGCCAAAGACAAGAAGGACUAUAUCUCAGUUGAUGGUGAUAUGAUUUAUGGACCAGGGGAGACACAGAAGUCCAUCCCAGUAAAACUUUUGGAGCUUGGGGAGGGAGACGGACUGCUGGAAGACAAACAAGUCAAACAGUUUGUGAUGGAUCUGAGUAAUCCACGGCAAAGUGCAAAACUGGGUCGAUACCCACGCACCACUAUUACCAUCGCUGAUAAACCAGAACCCAGCAUUGUGAUGUUUAAAAAGAGUACUCAGACUUUCAACACCAUGGACCCGGUCUACUCCAUCCCUGUGGUACGCACUCGAAACCAGGAGGGUCAUACUACUGUGUAUUGGCGCACAAACAAAGCCUCUCGUUUUGACCUCUCUGCUCCUCUCAAAUUUGGCCCCGGCGAGAUGGAAAAGAACGUUGUGAUUGAGCCUCAUGCAUAUCCAUCACCCAUCAGACCUGAGACCUUCCAACUGGAGUUGUUUGACCCUAGCACCAAUGCAAUCAUCGGAGAGAGGAAGACCACACUGAUGAAUGUUGUUGAUGCCAGAGGGGAUAAAAGUCAGGAUUUCCAGAAAAUGGAAUAUGUUAGUCAGACAGCCUCAUCUCCUGGAGGACGCCUCUACUCCCCAAACAAUGUCAAAGCUGUAGCCUCUGGCCCUAGAAACAUACAUGUAAACUGGGCCCCCUGUGGAUAUGUCAAUGGUUACAAGUUGAAGUACUGGAUUUAUGGAGACCCUGAGGCUGAUGCUCAGGUCAUGGAUGUGAAGACUACUCAUGCUGAGCUGACAAAUCUUUACCCUUACUGCGAUUAUGAGAUGCGUGUGUGUGGCUACAAUGUUCUUGGAGAGGGCAAUUACAGUGAUAUAAUCCAGUGUCAGACUCUUGAGGAUGUACCUGGUGAACCUGGUCGUUUGGCUUUCAAUGUCAUUAGCCCCACUGUCACUCAGGUUAGCUGGGCAGAACCAGCAGAGACAAAUGGUAUCAUCACUGCAUAUGAGGUCAUCUACACACCAAUCGAUGAAGACAGCAAGCCUAUCGGAGCUUCUAAGAAGGUGAUGAUUGACAACCCCAAAAAGCGCAUGCUGCUUAUUGAGAACCUUCAACCAUCUCAGACAUACUGUUAUAAAGUGCGUGCUCGCAAUAAGGUGGGCUGGGGCCCAUUCAGAGACGCUACCAUCAACCUGGCAUCACAACCUACCAGACCCAUGUCAAUUCCCAUCAUUCCAGACAUUCCCAUUGUGGAUGCAGAGGCUGGUGAGGACUAUGACAGCUAUCUGAUGUACAGUAAUGAAGUCAUACGAUCCCCAACAAGCAGCCAGAGGCCGAGUAUGACAGAUAUGUCUGAUGAUCAGCUUCUUAAUGCAAAAUGGGAACAGAAUUUCUUGUUCCCAGGAUCAAGCAGUUCCCUCUCCCGCAACUUCAGUUCUUCCUCAACCAUGUACAGCCAUUCCACACCCCGUCAUGCAGUGUCCAAUCACAGCAGCACCACAACAUACAUUUCUGGGAAAGGGGACUCAACAUCCCAAAGAUACAAUAUCAAUAUGGACGGUGGACUACUCAAAGAGGAAGUGACCCUGAGAAAACGUUCAGACAACAGGCACUAUACUGACAGUGAUGAUGUGAGGGAUUCUAUCGUGAUGGGAAACUUGUCUGGCGAAUAUUUGGACAAUCUAGGCGUCUCUAGCUUCAGCCAGAAUACAACUUCCAGCUACAGCAUGAGCUCCAGAGCUCGCACUCAGUCUGAAGACAUCAGCGAUGCACUGCUCAACCUGGAUAGGGUUCUUCAGGAGACUCGCUUCAGCCCGGGUGUUCCUGAGACUCCCAGCAGACUUGUGUUCUCUGCCUUGGGACCCACGGCUCUAAAAGUGAGCUGGCAGGAGCCCCAAUGUGAGACGGAUGUACUGGGGUACUGCGUCCUUUACCAGCUAAUCAAUGGAGGUGAGAUAAAGCGUACUGAGGUGAACAAUCCCACUCAAAACUCUGUGGUGGUGCAGGAUCUUCUGCCAAACCAUUCCUACAUCUUCAAAGUGAAGGCCCAAAGUCGAGAGGGAUGGGGCCCUGAGAGAGAGGGAGUAAUUACCAUUGAAUCUGCGGUCGACCCCAAGAGUCCACUCAGCCCAAUGCCAGGGUCUCCGUUCACUCUCAGUACUCCCAGUGCUCCAGGACCUUUGAUCUUCACAGCUUUAAGCCCAGACACCUUACAGCUGAGCUGGGACAAACCCCGUAAACCCAAUGGGGACAUCCUGGGCUACGUGGUGACCUGUGAUCAGCUGCAUGGAGGAGGUGAUCUUCGCUCAUUCCAGGUGAAAGGCAAUUCUGCGACGUCUUUGACCGUGUCUGACUUGAGAGAAAACAUGCCGUACAAGUUUAAAGUUCAAGCGCAGACCACACAAGGCUUUGGGCCAGAGAGAGAGGGCAUCAUUACCAUCGAAUCCCAGGAUGGGGGCUCCAUGUCUCAGCAUAGCAGUCAUUCAGUUACUAAGAGGGAGGUCUUCAACCUACCUACAGAGAUCACUUCUCACACCAUGUUCACAGAACCCUUGGAGUUCCAAGAUGGUAUGAUGAUGAUGUCAAGCAGGCAGAUCACAGAGUCGGGCGGCUCCAUCACUCGACAGGUAGAGAUGGUGCAGAGGGGAGUCAUGUCCAGCAGCACCGUCACGAAGAAGGUGGAGAGAAAGUACUUUUAGAUCUGAUCUCACCACUAUUGCCUUAAUUGACCUCACAGAGUAACAUGCAUAUACACUCUAAGGUAGCUAAGUGACAUUUUAAAAGAGAAGUGCGGACCAUAAGUUAACUGGGCAAAUGUGCACAACAUGUUGGUUUUCUGUAAGGAAUUACAUUGUGUACAUGAAUCUAGCUGAGCUAUUGGAUUCCUUGGAUUAUUACUGUUGUAAAGUCUUGGAAGCCUUGAUACUUUGUUGAAUGUUAAGACUUAAAACCUUUUAGUUUAGUUGUAAUCUGCUCUCUUCAAACCAAGUAUUUGUUAACAUUUUUGGUAUCAAACCAUGUUUUUGAGCGAAAUAAUAUGUAAAUGUGCACACAAUGAGAAACGGUUAGGGAUUUUCUGUUGCUUAUUUGAGUUUGAUUAUGUUAACCUGGGCUAAUAAGGUUUGAUUCGGCAGAUUUCAUUACAUGAUGUUCAUAUCAUUGGUGUUGCUUUGGAAUUUUAUAAUUUUUUUGCAUCACAUUUUCCCUACUUAAAAACCAUCAAAGCUGGUCACUAGUUUACUUUGCGUUUUGGAUGCUACCUGUCUUCUUAACUAACUUAGCCAGCAAGACUGCCUUGGUCAACCAGCUUCACCAGCUCAAUUUACUGGUCAAUAGUAUGGCCAUACUGGUCCACCAUCUUGACCAGCAUAAACCAGUUUGGACUAGCAUGGAAAUCCAUGAUGUUCUUUUUAGCAGUGUUGAGAGAAUGGAUAUUUUCUUUCAAAUGUAUUUUUCACGUAAAAUAUGCCAUAUGCCAUUUAAUUUGCAAAGUGAAUUUCAACUGAUUAAUAUUUCUUCACCCCUAAAUCCUAUUUUUACUUGUGAUAGUUGCAUAACAUUUUGCAACAUAUGAGUGCAUGCAUAUGGACUAGAUCCCGAGGAUUGUAAAUAUGUUACUGAGUUUUUUUAUUGUCUGGUUGCAAGAUGUGCUGUUUUAGCUUGAGGCCUGUGGCUGUAUUUUCAUUAUGAAGUAUGAAGUUUGCCAGGUUUGUACACUAAAGGCAAUUUGAAAAUUAUUAUCAACAUCACCGGUUAACCUGUUUUUCUAAAUUAAAUUUUUACUGCAUUAAAUAAUCUACGUAAAUAGUACUUUUUACUUAGAAUUUUUUUUUUUUUUUACAGAUUUUUCAGAUUUUUUUAUAUUAUAGUAUUUCAUCAUCAUAUUCAAAGCUGGAACAAAUAACUGAAUGAAUAUAAUUCUGUAGUAUGCAAAACUCUUCACUGUGCUUGUCACUUCACCGCACUUAAUGAAAAAAUAAAUCACAUUACCACAGUUGACUCAUUGUGUG